Molecule: messenger RNA, 2814 nt
Organism: Entamoeba dispar SAW760
Lineage: Eukaryota; Evosea; Mastigamoebida; Endamoebidae
Product: nonsense-mediated mRNA decay protein, putative
Exons: 1
Coding region: 1-2814 (937 amino acids)
Biological process (GO): nuclear-transcribed mRNA catabolic process, nonsense-mediated decay
Cellular component (GO): cytoplasm
Molecular function (GO): zinc ion binding; ATP hydrolysis activity; RNA binding
Source: RefSeq, a predicted model, not a curated record
AUGAGUAAUACGACUAAAGAUAAAGUACGGUGUUGGUAUUGUGGGUUAGCCGAUAAAAAGAAACUUAUACGAUGUGGGUGUGGUAAGUAUUUUUGUAAUGGUACUGGAGAUGGAAAAGUAAGUCAUAUUAUUCAUCAUGUGUCAUCAUUAAAACAUAAAGACCUUAAAUACUCAGACGAAUAUAUUCAAUGUAAUUUAUGUAAAACAAGAAAUCCAUUCGUUCUUGGAUUUCUUCAAGUAAAACAAAAUUCUGAUAUGACAACGUGUUUAUGCAGAACUUGUAGAUAUAACACUACAAUUCAAAAUCUUGGAUGGGAUGUAGAUACUUGGACAAGUAUUGUUUGUGAAGGAAAAUUUGUAAAUGAAGUAUGUCCACAACCAAGUAAUGAAGAAAUGAAUAUUGUUCAAAGUAUUUCAUAUCAAAAAAUGAGAAAAAUGGCAUGGGAAUUACAAAAUAAUCGAAAAAAGUUUGAAGAAGAAACAGAAACAUUUGAAGAAUUACAUCCUAUUUAUUUAAAUUAUCAUGACUGUAAACAAUAUUAUCAUACUUAUUAUCCUCUUAUUCGAUUAGAAGCUGAAGCUGAUAGACAAAAAAGAGAAUCAGAACAUCUUACUAAUAUGACAUUGACUUUUGAUGGAACAAGAACAGAAAAAGAUAUCAAAAAGAUUGUUCAUGUAAGUUUUCAAGUUCCAUUAAAUGAAGAGAUUUCAAUCACGAUUAAUGACACAUUAUUUUUCUAUGUUCCAAUGAAGAAUAAAUCAAUUGAGGUUAAUGAAAUUCAUAACUAUGGUGAAUUUAAUGAACAAGAAAAGAAAGAAUUUCUUGGAAAGAUUAAUACCUUUUUAGUUGGAAGUGUUCAAUCAAUUAAAGGAAAAGAUGUUACAGUAUUAUUAUCAAGACAAGCAGAUAUUCCAAUAGAAAAACAAAUAGUUACUCCUCAAAAUCAACAAUUUAAAUAUUCUAUUUGUUUCCACUGGCUUUCUAUUCCAUUUCGUAGAAAAAGAAUGGCAUUACUUGAUUUUUGUAGAACAGAAGUUGAACCAAUUGCAGCAUCUAUGUCAAAGUAUUUAAGAGACAGACUAUUAGGAAUGCCAAUAACUGAAAUUGACAGACAAAUGGAACAACAAUUUAAAGAAGAAAAAGAAAUGUAUUUAAGUCGUCAUCCAACUGAAGCGUCUUUGAGUGCUCCUAAUCUUCCUCCAUUAAAUCAAGUUCAAUUUGAUGUGGUAAGAAAGUCAUUUACAAAACAAUUAAGUCUUAUUCAAGGACCUCCUGGAACUGGUAAAACAGUUACUUCAGCUACUAUUGUUUAUCAUGUAGUACAGUCAAAUCCUGGAAAGAAAGUUCUUGUCUGUGCACCAAGUAAUAUUGCUGUAGAUCAACUUGGAAUAAAAAUAAUUGAAACAGGAGUAAAAGUGAUUAGAGUAUACAGUAAAUCUAGAGAACUUGCAGAAGAAUCAUUGCAUGAUUAUUCAUUAAAAACAUUGAUGAUUGAGCAAUUAAAAAAAGAUAAAGAAAUGUUUUUGUUAUAUCAAGAUUACAAAGAUGAUCCAGACUCUCUUGAUAUUGUUAAUAAAACAGCAAUUCAAAAAAGAAUAAAUGAAAUUGAACUUGCUCUCUUGAGAGAAACAGAUGUUAUUUGUUGUACUUGUUGUGGGGCAUUAGACAAUCGAUUAAAUGGUAUAUUAGAACAUAUUGAUACAGUAUUAAUAGAUGAAAGUACUCAAGCAGAUGAACCAGAGUGUUUAAUUUGUUUAAACAAUUCAGUAAAACAACUGUUUCUUGUUGGAGAUCAUUGUCAAUUAGGACCAAUUCUUAAUUCUUCAAGAGCAAAAAAGAAUGGACUUGGACUCCCUAUGUUUUCAAGAUUAUUACAACUAGGACAUGAACCGUAUAGACUUCAAUUCCAAUAUCGUAUGCAUCCAUGUUUAUCAGAAUUUAGUUCUCAAACAUUUUAUGAUGGUGUCUUACAAAAUGGUGUUACAGCACUUGAAAGACAAUUCCCUUCAUUAAAAUAUUUCUGGUUUAAACAAAAUAAACCUAUGAUGUUUAUUGCUGCAAAUGGAAAAGAGUCAUAUGGCUCUAAUGGUACCUCUUACUUAAAUGAUGAAGAAGUUUUUAUUAUAGAACAAAUUAUUAUUAAAAUGUUAGUAAAUAAGGUUGAUCCAUCUCAAAUUGGUGUAAUUACACCUUAUAUUGCUCAAAAACAAGCUAUUAUUUCAAGGCUAUCAUUAAAUAGAAGGGUUUCUGAAGCACAAUUAAAUGACAUUGAAAUUGCAUCUGUUGAUUCUUUCCAGGGUAGAGAAAAAGAUUUCAUUAUCUUUUCUACUGUACGUUCAAAUGAAAUAUCAGAUAUUGGAUUUCUUUCUAUUCCUCAAAGACUAAAUGUAAGUAUUACUAGAGCAAAAUAUGGAUUAGUGGUUGUAGGUAAUCCGGAAACAUUAAUGCAAAAUCCAUUGUGGUGUGCUUAUCUUCAAUUCUUUCAAAAUAAUAAUGUUCUUGUACAUGGUCAAUUAGAAAACUUAAAAGAAUAUCCAAUUAAACUUGAACCUAAAGAAGCACCGAAAGCUAUUUAUCAAUUUACACCUAAAGUACAAGAGUUUAGUGAUAUUGAGCCAUUAAAAGACAUUGCCAUUCCAUUUAGACAAACAAGACAACAACGCUCUACACUUAAUCCUUUAGAUGAAUUUAAUAUUAAUGGUAAUAAAGAGGAUGAGGAUGAUGAGUUAGACGUUACGAUCUCAGAGGAUGAUAGUGAUGAAAGUCAAAGUGAGAUUUCUGAUAAUGAAGAAGAUGAUGGCUUUACAUUUUAA